AUGAUCUGCGGCUCCGAGGGUAGUACGGUGGACAACGGAGUCGAGGUCGUAGCGGCAACAACAACAGCAGCAGCAACAACAACAGCAACGUCAACAGCCAAUGAAACGAACAACAGCAACAACAACAACACCGGUAGUAGUAGUAACAGUAGACAACAGAACACCGUCAUAAGUGGCAAUGAGGUAUUAAGUGUCAGCACCGCCGAUUUAGCACAAAUGGUUAGUGGUGGUCAUGGUGGCAAUGUACAAAUAAGAUCAGCACAACCUUUGACCCGAGCCACUAGACGCAUGCUAAGAGGUCAUACAACGCACAAUGCAGCAGGGGAAAGAGUUUUAUUGAUUAACUACAUUUCACCCAAUUCCUCUAAUAAUAAUACACAAGUGCAAACCACAAAUGCUACCAUUAUACAACCCAAUAAUACGAACAACAACAACAAUACAACCACCACCAGAAGGGUUAUACAAACUAGAGGAGGCAUACAUCAUGCCAGCAGUAGUAAUAAUACGCAUACGUCUAAUACCUCUAGUACAACAACUACUACAGCUACACCAGUUUCUUUGGCCGGACUCGGCUCUGAAGUUACAGUCACACUGAAACGAUCAAAUAAAACAUCUCAUAACGCAGGUCAUAUUAUAAGGCAACAUCAGCAACAGCAGCAACAUCAAACAACUACCCACUCAAAUACUAUACAGGCAACCACCAGCAGCUCUAACAUACAUCAGCAUUCACAAUCUCCGCCACCUUUAGUGUUUACUACACACGCGGCUCAGGAGUUGGAACAUCAUGAGCUGCAGGAAGUCGAAGAAAUUGAGGAACAAACGGAGCAUCAACAACAAUUACAGCAAAGUCAACAGCAUCAUCAACAACAGCAGCAGCAUCAAGUUAUUAUACAUCAUCAUGGUGGAGGCAGUCAGGGCGAACAACAACAGGAAAUACAAUAUCAUCAUCAAACCCAACAACAACAACAGCAUCAUCAUCAAACUACAGUUCCCCAUCUCAUGUCCAUACAGACCCAAACUCAAGCCACUUCAGCCGAUAUGGAUGAUGAUGAACUAUUGGAAUACAGUACCAGUAAUGUAGAUCAAGUAGUAGAGGCUGCCAUGGCUGUGGAGGAUGCUGAAGAUGUGGAAGAAGUAGUAGAGACACAUCAUAUACAACAAUUGCAUACAGUUCAAUUACAAAGCCAUCAACAGACCGAAUGUCUGGAAGAUGAUGAGGGUGAAGUCGAGGAGGUAUAUUUGCAAUAA
Lucilia sericata (common green bottle fly) is the source of this 1248-nucleotide messenger RNA. Its product is annotated as hybrid signal transduction histidine kinase L-like. The record is from RefSeq and is a predicted model, not a curated record. Bases 1 to 1248 code for a protein of 415 amino acids. NCBI's taxonomy places the organism in Eukaryota, Metazoa, Arthropoda, Insecta, Diptera, Calliphoridae. The transcript has a single exon.